This is a messenger RNA of Argentina anserina (silverweed cinquefoil), 6087 nucleotides long. RefSeq lists its product as uncharacterized. Bases 342 to 5870 code for a protein of 1842 amino acids. Gene Ontology annotation, cellular component: nucleus. The transcript is spliced from 9 exons. Gene Ontology annotation, biological process: regulation of transcription by RNA polymerase II. Gene Ontology annotation, molecular function: acyltransferase activity, transferring groups other than amino-acyl groups; transcription regulator activity. The record is from RefSeq and is a predicted model, not a curated record. Lineage: Eukaryota; Viridiplantae; Streptophyta; Magnoliopsida; Rosales; Rosaceae.
CCUUAAAAAACCUCCAAACCCCCUCUUCAUCUUCUUCUCACUGUCUUUGUCUUUGUCUUUGUCCCUGUCUCCGUCACGUAACUCCCCUCUUUCUCUAACUCCCUGUCUUCCAAUCCCAAAUUUCACAAACGCCCAUGUCGGAAUCACUCAAGCUCCCUCGCCGCACGUGACUCCCACGCCUUCUCAACUUCUCCCGUCGUUUUGGCUGCAUUUGGCUGUUGACCGUAACCUCAACUGGUGAUCUGGCUGCUAGUGUAAUCAAGUAUUCAUGGGGGAUUGUGGGGUUUUGGUGCUGAGUGAAGCAAUUUGAAGGGGAAAAGGGUGCUGGGUUUUCGUCAGAGAUGCAGGGAUUGCGAUCUGGCAAGUUGAAGGUUGAGCAAGAGAAGCAAACAGUGGUGGAAAACAACUGUGGGGAUGAGAGUGGGAAUGGUGGUGUUGUUGAGAAGAAGAAGAAGAAGGUGAAUGAGGGAGUGCCAAUUGUCGGGCGGGUUCUGCGGUCGAGGGUUGUGGGGAGUGGUGGUGGUGAGGGAGGAGUGGAGUUUGGGAAGAAGAGGAGGUUGGUGAAUAAUGGGGAUGGUAAGAAGGGGGAGGAAGAAAAGGAGGGUGGUAAUGUGGGAGUUUCCGGUAGGGUUCUGCGGUCAGGGAGUAUUGCUGUUAUGGAGGAUGUGGGAGAUGUGAAGAAAAAGAAGAGGCAGAGGUUAAUUAAGAAGGGUGAGAAUGUUGUGGAUGAUUGUUUUGAGAAGGGGAAGGAAGAGGGGGUUGAUAAAUUGUUGAGUUCUGGCCUGGUUUUGCGGUCAAGGACUGUGGCAAAUGGUGAUUGCGAUAAGUCGGAGAAUGGUGGUGGUAAAAUUGAGAGUGAUGGUGAUAAGGCAGAGAGUGAUGGUGUUAAUGCAGAGAAUGAUGGUGGUGGUGAUAAGGUGGAUAGUGAUAUGGGUGUUAAGGCAGAGGCAGAGAGUAAUGGUGAUAAGUUGGAGAGUAAAAAUGUGGAAGUAUAUGAGCUUGGGCAGGAAUUGGUUGGUAAUGGUGGUGGUGUGAAUGAAAAUAAGGUGAAGGAAACAGAGGUGGGUGAUAAAACGCCUGUUGCUAUUCGGGUUCUGCGGUCACGGACUGUGGUGAAUGGUGGGUCUAAGGCAGAAAGUGAUGGUGCUGAGGCGGAGAGUAGUGUUGAUAAGGGGAAGAAUGAUGGUGUUAAGGCAGAGAGUGAUGUUCUCAAGGCGGAGAGUGGUGUUGAUAAGGGGAAGAAUGAUGGUGUUAAGGUAGAGUGUAAUGGUGAUAAGGCAGAGGCAGGGACUAAUAGUGAUAUGGGUGAGUGUGAACACAUGGAAGUAGCUGAGCUUGAGAAGAAAAGUAGGUUGGUUGGUGAUGGUGGUGUGGAUAAAACGAAGAUGAAGGGAACAGAGGUUGGUGAUAAAACGCCACUUGCUGAUCGAGUGCUGCGGUCACGGAUUGUGGUGAAUGGUGGGUCUAUGGCAGAGAGUGAUGGUGCUCGUGUUACGGAACACAGACAGAAGGAUAUGUCUCAAAAGAAACUCAGUGAUGUGAAAAAUGGAGGUUCAAUUCAGUUAAUUACAGGGUUUACACAAAAUUUUAAAGGUAAGCAUGGCAGACCACCCAAGGUGAACAAGGAAGAAAGUGGGAGGUCGGAUGAUGGACUUAGACAGCUAAAAGGUAAGCGUGGGAGACCUCAAGUGUCAGAAAAGGAAGAGAAUAGUCUCUUGAAUGGUCGGUCUAAAAAGAAGUUACGAUCUGGGCAGGACAAGAGUGAUGUUUUGAAAGGAAAUCUUGACAAGAAAUGUAACGUGUACUUCAGAAGCAAAUCGGGUUCUAAGUCACAGCAAAGAUUGAAAUCAAGUACAUUAAUCAAUAAUUCGCAUUUGGAGAGGAAGAGGAUUGGAAAACAAUUUGAUUUAAAGGCCUCUCCUCAAGCUAAAAAGGUUAAAAGAGGAAGAUAUUCGGAGAGUGAAGGCAGUGAGCAUAAAGAUGGACAUAAUGUACAGAAACAAAAACAAUGUGGAAAGAAAAAACAGGAAAGCAAGUCAAAGGAUGGCAGACGUGAGCUAAAACAGGCAGUGAGCGAAAAAAUAGUGAAAAUGAUUCUGGCUGCGGGCUGGAAAAUCGAUCGUAGGCCGAGGAGCGGCAGAGAUUACAUGGAUGCAGUGUAUGUAUGUCCAGCAGGAAAGACUCACUGGUCAGUAACCAAAGCUUAUGAUGCUUUGAAAUUGGGUUGUGAAAAUGGUGAUCCAAUGGCUUGUAGCAGCGGUUUCAAUUUUACGCCAAUACCACCAGAGGAACGCAGCAUGCUUCAGAGGGUUGGGGGCGAUAGGAAGAAGAAGAAAACGGGCGGAGGACAAGGAAAAAAUAAAGCAAAGCAGAGGGCAAAGGAUGGGGACGCAUCGGAUGGAGGAGUUGAAGAGAAGAAGAAAAAGAAACUCGUUAAGUCAUUGAAAGGGAAACAUCUGCUUCUUGAGAACAAUGGAUCAACAAGUAAAGCAUGUCAGGGAAAGCGAAGUUUGGUCCAUCGUCACAAGUGGCAGAAGACUCAGAAUAGAAAGCGAUGUGCUUUGUUAGUUCGCAACUCUGAGAAUGCAGAUUCUGAAAAAGGCGGCUACAUACCUUACUAUGGGAAGAGAACAGUACUUUCCUGGAUGAUUGACUUGGGAACCCUGUCACUUAAUUCAAAGUUGAAGUACAUGAACAAGAGGAAGAGACAAGUGCUGCUUGAGGGUAAAAUUGCAAGAGAUGGAGUUCAUUGCAGUUGCUGUGACGAAACCAUCUCACUUUCAGAAUUUGUUAUUCAUACCGGAAGUGAUUAUUCUGAGCCUCUUAGACAUAUAUUGACGGACUCUGGAUCUUCCCUUUUGCAAUGCCUGCUAAAGUCAUGGAAUAAACAGGAAGAGUCUGAACGUCGAGGGUUUCACUUCGUAGAGGUUACUGAGGAAGACCCAAAUGAUGAUACAUGUGGGAUCUGUGGAGAUGGAGGAGAUUUGAUCUGUUGUGACGGUUGUCCAUCAACAUUCCACAAAAGUUGCUUGGAGAUAAAGAAGUUCCCAUCUGGCAAUUGGCACUGUGUAUACUGCUCGUGCAAAUUCUGUGGGAUGUUUGAUACGGAUAUGCCUCAAAGGGAUGAUUUUGAAGAUGUAUAUGCGUCAGCAUUACUUACCUGCCAUCUGUGUGAGGAAAAAUAUCAUCAAUGCUGUUUUCGGGCAAAGGAUGCUGUAAAUGGUGAUUCCAGCAGUUCAUUCUUCUGUGCAAAGAAUUGCCAAGAGCUAUUUGAGAAACUGGAGAGACUUCUUGGAGUUAGGCAUGAAGUGGAAGAAGGGUUUACAUUGACUCUUCUUCGUCGAUAUGAUUUGGGUGAUACACCGCAGAAGGUUGAUUGCAGCUCAAAGCUAAUUGAAUGCAAUGCCAAGCUGGCUGUUGCAUUUUUAAUAAUGGAUGAGUGUUUUCUGCCUAUGGUUGACCACAGAAGUGGAGUCAAUCUGAUCCAUAACAUUCUUUACAAUCGUGGGUCAAAUUUCAACCGACUGAAUUACGGAGGUUUCUUCACAGCCAUUCUAGAGAGGGGUGAUGAGAUUGUAUCUGCUGCAACCCUCAGAAUCCAUGGAAACUAUUUAGCAGAGAUGCCGUUUAUUGGAACCCGCUAUCUGUAUAGGCGUCAAGGAAUGUGCCGCCGGCUUCUAAGUGCUAUUGAAUCCGCUCUCUUCUCUCUCAAUGUCGAAAGAUUGGUCAUACCUGCAAUUUCAGAACUGACGGAAACAUGGACUUCUGUUUUUGGUUUCAAGUCCCUUGAAGAAUCAAGCAAGCAAAAGAUGAAGAACAUGAAUAUCUUGGUUUUCCCUGGGGUAGAUAUUCUACAAAAACCAUUGUUGAAUCAGUUAACAGAAACAAACGAGAGUCCUGUUAAAGAUUUGAGUUUCACGGAUCUUGAGCAUCACAAAAUCAUGAAGGAUGUGGUAUAUAAUACUGAUGAGGGACCUUUGGCUCGAUCUGACAGUGAAGCAACUGUAUCCUGUGUGCAUGAGGGAAAUGUUGAGCUUGCUGCUGUUGAGUCUGACACACAACAUCUCUGUUCUGUUUUUCAUGAUGAUCUGGAGAGCAAGAGCAGUACGAUUCCAUUUCCUAUCGAUUCAGUGUGUGAUGUUCUCAAAUUAACCAAAGAGAUGAAUGGAUACCAAAAUUCUACCUCUGUUGCUGAUAUGAGGACAUUGUAUUUGGUCAGCAAACAUAAGCAGCCAGAGCUGUUAUGUGAUACUGCUGAGGGUUUCUUGGCUGGAGCAGCCACCGAGGCAACUGCAUCCUUGAUACACAAGACAAAUGAAGAACUUGUUGCUGUUGAAUCUGAUGUAGAGCUUCUUUCUGGUGUUUCACGUGAUAAUUUGGAGGGUGAAAACAAUACUAUGACAAUUCCUACUGGUUCAAUUAGUGAUGCUCAAGAACAAACAGAUGAUACCCAGCUUCUUUGUGGUGAGAAUCAUACUUAUGAUCAGAAGGAAAAGAGAAAUGAACAUCGAAAUUCAGGCCCUGUUCCUGAUUUUCAUGAAGUGGAAUUUGGCACCAAAUACAACCGACAUAGCAUGUCUAAAGUGGAAUGGAAAUCUGAUCUUCAUUCUGAAUGUACUGAUUCUGCUAGAGAAGUUUGUGGUUUGGGGCAGGGUACCAAGAACAUUGACCAUAAGGUGACAAUAGAUGAUGACAAUGUUAAACCCCUUGGUUUGCAUGAUGAAGGAUUUUUACACCCAUGUACCGAAAAUAAUGCUACUGAGCUGCAGAUGGUCUCUUCGGUUCAUGCGGCCAAUCAUUCCAGUGAAACAAUAGUUUGCACUGACUCAGAGAUUACAACUCAGGUAACUCAUGAUGCAAGGGACCAUGCGAAUCAUGAUUCUCAACAUUUUCUGGUUGAAAGAUCUAUUUCAUAUCCAGAUGUAAAGACGCUUGAGACUUUUGUGGAGAAUAACCAUUCUUGUAUUCAGCACACUUCUGUAGUGACAGCAGGGGUGCAUCCAGAAUCCGAGCGUUCAGACUCUAGAAUUCUAACCAAAACUAGCCAGGUAGACGGUGAUGAAUUCUGCCAGGCUACCCGGUUGACUCAUGAAAAAGUAGAUGAUUCUAAAGGUCAUUCUACAACUUUGCUGUUUGGCUGCAGCAUUACUUGUAUAUCUGGCAAUGGUCAGGACACUCACAAAGUUGCCUCCACUACAGCAGACGAUAAUUCUCAUUCUUUGUGCGGGGCGAAUAUUGAAAGUGAUGAGACUUUGAAAGCCCCUGAUGCCCCUGGUGUCAACUUAGACAGUAAUGGGAAUUCCAAGUCUCCUGACGUCUCCAUUACAGCUGACGAUAAUUCGCAUUCUUUGUGUGGGGUGAAUAUUGAAAGUGAUGAGACUUCGAAGGCCACUGAUGCCCCUGUUGUCGGCUUAACUUCCUGUGGGGCUAAUAUCGAUAGUAAUGGGAAUUCCAAGUCCCCUGAUGUCUCCACUACAGCUGACGAUAAUUCUCAUUCUUUGUGCGGGGUCAAUACUGAAAGUUAUGAGACUUCGAAUGCCCCUUGUGUCGAGUUAACUUCCUGUGGGCAUAAUAUCAAUAGUAAUGGGAUUGCUAAGUCCCCUGAUGUCCCUGCUGUCAACUUAUCUUCAUGUGGGACUAAUAUAUAUAGUAAUGGGAAUGCCAAGUCCCCUGUUGUCCCUGGUGUCGAAUUCAGUUCCGAGGGGGAUCAUACGAACACCAAAUCCUUGCAGCAAUCUGAUUUUGAUUCUGGUGUUGAUAAUGACAGUCUCAGACAGCUCAACUCGAGCAAUACAUGUGCCGCUGGCAAGGGUAACUCAUUUGGUGCUUCGGAGGUGACAAUUUUAUCAAACCAGGGCCAGGCUAGUUGAUCUUAUGUUUAUAUACUGACAGGAGGCUUCUUGGUUGCAGUCUCUUAUAGGAGAGUAACAUCAUUGAAAAGUUGACAGGUGACUUUUGUUAUUUGUAGAAGAAACGAACUACAGUUUUUGAAUCCUUCACUGUCAGGUGGUGAAACCUGAUCAUUGGUCGAUUUCAUAUCUUUCCCAUCAUAGCGAUGGAAGUAAAUAUAUAAUUUUGCUACCUAUA